AUGGCUACAAAACGCAAAUAUAGCCUCGAGGAUGACCACGUGGACGCUCAGACCCCAAAAAAGCGCAGUCACCAAAACAAGCAGAAAACUGUUGCGGCCCUCUAUGAUGACGACGACAGCGAUCAUGAUGGCGCACCGAAGGGCAAAAGGAGUAGCCAGCGACCAGCACCCAAGUCAUCCCGUGCGACAAAGAAAGCGAAGAAAUCUGACAGACUACUUGCUGAACUUGCCGAUUACAACAAGCCCCCAGUAGAUCGCUCAAGGAGGGAGAGUCCUGACGCGAUCGCCGACGAUGAAGAGCCGAUGUCCCGUCCCAAGCGCGGAAGUGCUCCGAAGACGUCUAUGUUUACUCGAAAGACUGCCGACGUGACGGAGAAAGCACGCACGGAUGGCGGGCGCAUCACCAAGCCGAAAUCAAAGGCAACUCGUUCAAUAAGGCGAAGCCAAAAAGAGAGGAUGCGGGCAGAGGUUGAGCAGUUGGCGCUGUGGCGUGGGUGGGUUUCCGACGGCUCGAGCGAGGAAGACGAAAAGAACGAACAUCUUCCUCGUACACAUUCAAAUCACUACCCACCAAAGAAUUUCGGUGUCCAGAACGUGGAUUGGUCUUUGUUGCCUGGUGAGCUUCGCAACAGGAUCUACGACUACGCGAUGAUGGGGGAGAACGAGAAAGUCAUCAACGUCCGUCACUGCCCUGACGGCGUACCCCGUCGAUCCGACCGAGGUAUCGCCUCCAACACCAACUUUGCGUUUUCCCACUGGGGCUUCACACAAACCUGUCGCCAGAUCCGACAUGAACUGAAGCCUUGGCUUCAAAUGAAGCGACAAGUCCGAACCCCACUCGAGACGAUAAACGAGUACAUUGACACCUUUCAUCGCCCUGACGCAGACGGCAAGCUCAUAGGAUGGGUGGAGCCUAUCUGCCGCGAUGUUCCACUUUCGGGCGAUGGAGUCGACGUACUGGCAUUGCUAAAGCUCAAGGAAAAUAACCCAGACUUCCACAUACAUUUUUCCCUCACACAAUCCAACUCCGGCCAUUUCAACGAAAUGAAUAUCAUGCAUGAUAUAGAAGACACUUAUACACAUGGAUGGAUGGCGCUCUUCGCCAAUGCUGGCAUUGUUGGUGCAAAAGUCAGCUCAGUUGCCGGUGAUACUGCGGUAUCAAACGUAUCCACCGAAGAUGACGCGGAUUUACCUCAGCCCAAUGAUACCCUCCUAAAGCUCAAGACUGGCCCGAUCAAGGCAGCUAGGAUAACAAACGGGAGCAUACCUAUUGAGACGAGGCUUAAGGGUACAGGCUCGUCUGAGGACUGGUACGGCGAUUUGGAAGGUGAGGCCACAUUUGGUUAUUGA
Molecule: messenger RNA, 1350 nt
Organism: Pyrenophora tritici-repentis Pt-1C-BFP
Lineage: Eukaryota; Fungi; Ascomycota; Dothideomycetes; Pleosporales; Pleosporaceae
Source: RefSeq, a predicted model, not a curated record